Molecule: messenger RNA, 446 nt
Organism: Symbiodinium pilosum
Lineage: Eukaryota; Dinophyceae; Suessiales; Symbiodiniaceae
Source: the annotation of a GenBank genome assembly
GUCAGGGGGCUUUGCCGUCCUGUCCAGCUGGCACGGCGGCCGUGCACGUCACGACCUUUGCCAGUCAGAUGGACGUGGGGAUGUCCACGUUCUUCGCAUCCACAUCUGCGACGGUUGGCCAGGUGACACUUCUGGACUACGGCCUGGGUGCCAGUUGGGGGAACCUCACCAUCCGGCUCCACGCACUCGAUCAAUACCUGGCUCAGAUGCUGCCUGCGCAGCAGUGCGACCUGGUUCUGCUUGUGGACUGCUAUGAUAGCGUUAUCAUCGGCAAAGCAGAUGACAUCCGCCAGCGUCUUGAGCGUUUGGAGGCCGCUUCUGGGCGGGCUGUCUUCUUUGGAGCAGAGACCUGGAAGGGAGACCUAGUGGAAGUGGCUUGUCAGAGGUCAAGACUCGUCACAUUUUCUGGAAUGUUUCGGCUCCGCGUAAUCAAAUAUUUGGGUUGA